AUGCCGAGAUAUGGGAACUUUAACAUCCUUUUCAUAGGUACAUUUACUUUUAUUUUAUGUUGUACACUUACACUUAUGGUAAACAUAAACUCAAUCACAAAAACGUGCAAACUAGAUGACACAGAUAAAGAGCAUAAUAUCAUGAAUUCCAAAUAUCGAGGACCAGAUCUGAUUAUAAUUAUAUUAUCUGCGCCAAUAAAUGUGAAAAAAAGACAGCUGAUAAGAAACACUUGGACAAAGCUUUAUGGUAGGAAGCAGAAUAAUUUAGAACAAACUUUCAUAGUAAAAUACUAUUUUGUUAUUGGAAACGUUGGUCUGGAUGUACAUAUUAAGAAACAAAUGAGUGAUGAACAAAUGACAAACAAGGAUCUCUUGAUUUUGCCAAUCCUAGAUGAUUACAAAAACAUAACAUACAAGGUGAAACAGACAUUUCAGUGGUUAAGUGAUCAAUAUGAUUAUGGAAUGGAUUUCAAAUAUGUCCUAAAAUGUGAUGAUGACAGUUUUGUUCAUCUAAAAUCAUUAGUAGGUGAGCUUAUUGAAAUAGAAAAGCUGUAUUUGUCUCCACCAAGCUUAAAAUCAGUUAUUGAAGUGCUGAAGUAUAGUUCUGCUGAAACCAUGUCCGCAAACAUACAAGCAAAUAAUAAGGAUGGCCCAAACAAGUUGAAUCUUUACUGGGGGUACUUUUAUGGAAAUGCAAGGAUCUUUACAAAAGGAAAAUGGAAAGAAACAGAGUGGAUAUUUUCAGACAGAUAUAUGCCAUAUGCAUUAGGUGGUGGUUAUUUGCUAUCCAAGAAUUUAGUGACAUACAUUGGCAAGAAUGCUGAAAACUUGAGGACCUUCAAUGCAGAAGAUGUCAGUGUGGGGUUUUGGUUGGCUCCAGUGGAUAACAUUUUGAGAAUCCAUGACACUAGGUUCGAUACUGAAUGGAAAUCAAGAGGAUGCCAAAACCAACAUCUUAUUGUUCAUCAUGUAUCGCCUGAGGAGAUGUUACAGUAUUAUAAGAAUGUGGAGGAAAAUGGUGAGUUGUGUCAAGUGGAGAAAAGGAAGAAAAACAGGUCUGUGUAUAUAUACAACUGGAAGGUGCCACCUAGUCAAUGUUGCAAGACAAUUGAAGAAUCUACUAUUCAUUUGUGAAUUAAAUUCUACUUAAAGUUAAAAUUGUGUAUGUAUGUAUGUACGAGUUUUUCUGUGGGUGUUUCGGUGUUUGACAGUUUAGCUGUAUUUUAAUAAAAAUGAUUGUUCUGUGCGAGUUUCAUACAAAGACCUGUCGCUGAUUUUCGUAAAAAAUAAAGAUUGCAACAAUCACAAGCUUAUAUGCUCGCUCUAUUUGUGAUUGUCACGUCAUUCCAAGUUUAACACAUUGACUGUCCAAUGAGCCACAUAUGGCUCAUGGACCAUAUUCUCCAUGCGUCCAUGAGCCCUAUGUGGUACAUAAAUUCAUACAACUUUUAUAAGUUGGACGUGGUAGUACGCACACAUUUUUUGUAUGUGGGCGUUAGAGUAUUCCUUACUCGACACUUUAAAAAAAAAAUUAUUAAAAUCGAAUGAAAAAUAAAGAUUUUAUAAACUUUUUAUUUUUUUCGGUUUAAUAGGUAAAAACGUAAAUUACUAACAUAUAUCUAAUGGUUUUCUCCAAAGCAAGGCACGCAAAAUGCUUGAUUGCAGGAUUUGCAGAUAGUGUUGACCCUCUUAGCUUUUUUUGCAGAUUCUGAUGCCGAAUUGUUUCCGCGCAGUUUCCCUUAGCAUCCGUGGCAACGGUUUCUGUAGAGUUUGUUAUUAUCUCUAGGCAGUUCUUCCAGUAUGUGAAUAGUUUUUUUGGUCUUGCCUCCAGAACCGCCAUCGUUAUUAGAUUUUCUUUUUAACAUCUCGCUUAUUAGGGAUUGUCUCAUUUGCAAAAGAGAUACUUGUACUUUUUUUGGACGUUGUUCAUUAUAUAUAAUCAGAGUGUUUACAACGAGUGUUCCACAAAUAAUCUCUAUGGCGAGUUUUUUAUACCAUGUCAAUGACUUUCUUUGACAAGUGUAGUAGCUGGCAAACUGAUCAGAUAUAUCCACCCCUUGUUUUCCUUUAUUGUAGUCCAAAAUGGCAGAAGGUUUAAUCUUAUCUUCGCCAUUUCUUUUUUUUCCACAAGUUUUCAUUUCAUCAUCAUGAACAGUUGAGAGAAAAAGAACGUGACGCUGGUCUUUCCAUUUUAAAACAGUAAUACAGCCAUUUUGUCUUGAGAUUAUUUCGCCCUUGCGUAAUUUGUGUAUAAUUACUUCUUCUGGCAGACCACGCUUAUUUUUGCGUAAUGUUCCCAAUAGGUGGGUGUUUCGAUCAUAGAGAUAUUUUGCAAGUUGCAGGCUAGUGUAGUAGUUAUCAGUAAUUACCAUUCUGCCUUCAUUUAAAAGAGGUCUCACUAAUUCCACUACAGUGCUUCCUGGUAAAUCAAGCCCAUCAAUGGCGGUUGAUACACCGUCAUAUAUUUUUAGAUGCCAGGUAUACCCAUUUGGAGUACGUACCUUGUACAACUUGAUUCCAUAAGAGCAGCGAGCUUUGGAAGGAUUAUAUUGUCUGAAUUUUAGACGUCCGCGAAAAGGCACCAUUGUUUCGUCUACCACCACAGUAUCACCAGGACAAUAAACAGUUUUUAUGUUGUUUUGAAUGAUGCUCAAUAUUGGAUUUAUUUUAUCCAGCCUACUGGUGGACGGAAGUGUAUUGUCCUGAAAAUGCCAGCAUUUGAGGAGUAGUGUAAAUCGAUUGUAGCUGAUUGGUAUUUUGUGAAAUAUUUCGUGGUAAUAAAUUGGAUCUUUUUUCCAGUAGCUCUCAAUGGUUGGAAAAUUGAUAACUCCCAUUAGCAUGAUGACUCCUGAAAAGAAAAACAAAGAAAUUACAAACAAAAUAAACGUAAAAUUAGGCUAUAUAAAACAAUAUGUUCGUAAAAGAUCACAAUCUUUGUAAGCAAAUUUUAAUGAAACUAAAAAAGAAGCUUUUUGUUUAUCGGUGUAGGGGCUAUUGUAAGGCAGUCAAACAUAUUGUAAGGCGGUCAAACAUACACAUAGACGUUAUGAACCAGAGACCGCUAAUUCAGGUCAAAAAACCCCAAAAUAUUACAUUGUUGAUGUAAACCAAAAUACAUAGUAUUCACUCACCAAUAAACAAUUCCAUUUCAUCUUCAUUGGUGUCAUGCCAUCUGGAAAAGCGGGAAGAUGUUCGUGGUUUCUUAUUUGCUAUUAUUUCACGUGCACGCACAUUGGUUUGCUGGACCAUAAGUUGUAUUAUUUCAUCUGUCAGAAAUAACCUAUAUAUAUAUAUCUCGUACAUCUUUGCCUUCAAUUGGAAUUAAUGUUCCUUGGGUUCCUGUGAACUGAAAUUUUUUAAACUGCAAAACACAAUCCGACCAAAAUAAGCUCAAAUCUUCUUCAUUCUGAUGAAUGAACUCAGCAAACCCAAUAUCAUCACUAUCUGAAUCAAUCUCCUGAUUACUCUCAGACUGCUCACUCGAAAUUUCACUGCCGCUGCAAAAGUCUGGAUCGGCAAUGCUAUGAUCGGAAUCGAAAUCCACUGAUCCAUCACUUAUUUCUGAUAAGUGGUUUGCAUAAUACUCUAGCUCCUUAUCGGUGAGUUUUUUUUCUAUUUUCAGACAUUUUUAGUUCACUAAAAAAACUACUAGGUUCACCAAGUAAAUAAAUAAUUUGAGGUUAAGUUAAAAUCGUCUUCUUUUUACUUUUUGGUCUAAUGCGCAUGAGCCAUAUGAGGCGCAUGGGACGUUAUCAUAAUCUGAACUACAUAUGGAGCAUGCCAUAUUUAAUGGUGGACGUAUGGGUGGAGUUACUAAUUUGCAUAUGGACAGUUAAUGUGUUAACACUAUAGUUAUGCAAUUCUGUAAUUUAUCCCUGUCAAUAGUUUCAAACGCCCUUUUGGAUUACAAAAUACUGUCACUGUAUGCUUCCUAUUGUUCAUAUGCUAUCUAGAACAUGAUAGUGCCACCUAGUCAAUGUUGCAA
Messenger RNA from Acanthoscelides obtectus, 3985 nucleotides. Lineage: Eukaryota; Metazoa; Arthropoda; Insecta; Coleoptera; Chrysomelidae. The record is from the annotation of a GenBank genome assembly.